Molecule: messenger RNA, 770 nt
Organism: Musa acuminata AAA Group (dessert banana)
Lineage: Eukaryota; Viridiplantae; Streptophyta; Magnoliopsida; Zingiberales; Musaceae
Exons: 3
Coding region: 112-681 (189 amino acids)
Cellular component (GO): chloroplast
Source: RefSeq, a predicted model, not a curated record
CUUCCCCUCUCACUAGUACUUGUGGUGUUCAGCUCUUCUUUGUUCUGUGGCUGGAGCUCAACCUAAUAAUAUACAAUCACAUGGACUUCUUCAAAGCUUCUGAGAUCAUCCAUGGCCUGGAACUUCGCCCCUUCCUCUUCUCUCCCCAAGCCUCCUCCUUGGGUUCAGGCUACAGAGAGAGUGCCAACAAAGAACCAGAGUGUGCUGUUCAAGCCCACAAGCUCAGAGAAGUGUUUCUCUCCCUGUAAAGCAUCACAAUCAGAGAGUGUUGCAGAGGAUACCAGUCCAACCAUAAAUCUGAAACUUGUGUGUGUGUUCAAAGGCUCAUCGGCACGAAAUCAACUGGAUCUCUUGGAACAACUGACAUCUUCCUCUCCUACUGCAAGUGGUUAUGACAGUCUUGGUGAUCCCCCCAGACCUACCAUCCGAGAACAGCUUUCUGAAAUAGUAGGAGACAGAGAUGGUGAGUUCAUCCUUCCACUUGGUAAGAAGCUGAAAGCAAGUCUGAAUACAUUGACCAUAUCACAGAAAAGAAACAUCAAGCGACAGGCUUACCUGAAUGAAGUUGAACAAAGAAACGACUCUGUCUUCUUUGCAACAAUUGGAGCAUUUGUGCUUCUACCACCGGCAGUCAUCUUGUCUGUUGCCAUAUUGACUGGAUAUGUGCAGCUCUUCCCCUGAAUACAGAAAGGAUGUUUCUGUUUCCAUGUUAUGCUCACCAUACUGUUAGACAUCAAUAUUACAAAUCUGAAGCAUGAACAUUUCAGGAA